This is a messenger RNA of Arachis duranensis, 2833 nucleotides long. Its product is annotated as auxin response factor 9. Gene Ontology annotation, biological process: regulation of DNA-templated transcription; response to hormone. Lineage: Eukaryota; Viridiplantae; Streptophyta; Magnoliopsida; Fabales; Fabaceae. Gene Ontology annotation, molecular function: DNA binding; protein binding. The record is from RefSeq and is a predicted model, not a curated record. Gene Ontology annotation, cellular component: nucleus.
CAAACACACAGACAGCGCGUCGUUGAAGAAGCAACCAUAACAACCCCCCAAACCGCUUUUUCCCCCCUCUGUAACCGCCGUUCCUUCCUUCUUAUUCAUACUCUUACGAUUGCAUACUUUUCUGGUCUUUUCAGCUCCAAAAAGUCGUUUCGUUUGCGUGUGGCUCGUGGGAACGGGAUCUAACACAUUAAAAACUCGUGCUCAACCAUUUUAUCAUUUUGUUCUAUAUUCUUUUCUUUCCCUCCGUGGAAUGAAGAGAAGGAUUCAUACUGGUCACAAUCUCAAGGAAUAAAGAGGCAAAAACAAAAAUUCUUCUACCGUUGUGUUUAGCUUUUGGGGAGCUUCUGAGCCUUCUUGUUGACUUGGUGUUGUUGAAUUGAAAUGAUGUUGAAUCGCGGGUCAAAUGUUUCGGCCGAAGGGGGUGGAGAUGAGCUGUAUUCGCAGCUAUGGAAGGCAUGUGCGGGACCACUGGUGGACGUUCCUCGUGUUGGAGAGAGGGUCUUCUACUUCCCUCAGGGGCACAUGGAACAAUUAGAGGCAUCAACGAAUCAGGAAUUGAAUCAGAGGAUUCCGUUGUUCAAACUUCCCUCGAAGAUCCUUUGUCGCGUCGUGAACAUUCAUUUGCUGGCUGAACAAGAAACUGAUGAGGUUUAUGCACAGAUUACUUUGGUGCCGGAAUCUAAUCAAGCUGAUGAGCCUACCCAGCACCCAUGGCGGCUUUUCUGUUCUCAGGAAACAUGCCACAGAAUGCCUUCCUGCUUUGGACAUGUCCCAACCAACACCGACUCAGGAAUUGGUUGCGAAGGAUCUUCAUGGUUAUGAAUGGCGCUUCAAGCAUAUAUUUCGAGGUCAACCACGCAGACACUUGCUCACAACAGGGUGGAGUACUUUUGUGACUUCCAAAAGAUUGGUUGCUGGAGACACCUUUGUAUUCUUGAGAGGGCAGAAUGGGGAAUUGCGCGUAGGAGUGCGCCGUCUUGCUCGUCAGCAGAGUAACAUGCCAUCAUCUGUAAUUUCCAGUCAGAGCAUGCACCUCGGUGUGCUUGCUACUGCCUCUCAUGCUGUUGCUACUCAGACACUUUUCGUAGUUUAUUACAAGCCACGCACGAGCCAGUUCAUCAUCAGCCUCAACAAGUAUUUGGAUGCUGUCAACAACAAAUUUAGUGUUGGGAUGAGGUUUAAGAUGAGGUUCGAAGGGGAUGAUUCCACAGACACUGAUAAAAGAUUUUCGGGUACCAUUGUUGGAUUGGAAGAUAUAUCUCCUCAUUGGGAAAAUUCUAAGUGGCGAUCACUUAAGGUUCAAUGGGAUGAACCUGCAGCUGUUCCAAGACCUGAUAGGGUUUCCCCAUGGGAGAUGGAACCCUACGUGGCUCCUGCUCUUACAUCCUCAGUUCAACCUGCUGUUGUAAAGGCCAAAAGGCCUCGACCACCAAGUGAACAUCCCGAUCUCGAUACCCAAUCGGCUGCCUCAGUUUUCUGGGAUUCAGGUCUAACACAGGCUGAUAUGACACAGCAUAGUGUGAUGGCCGAAAGUAAAAGGAGUGAUACUACCAGCGUGUGGCAUCAUAAGCAGAUCGAUAUGAAUAGUAAAAGCAACAGCAAUCUGAUGUCAAGGAAUCAGACAGAAGGAAGUUGGCUAUCUUCCCCCCAUUCUUCUUGUCCUUCGCAAUUAUUUCAGGACACAAUGGAUGACAGCAAGAGCGUCUCAGCUUGGCCUGCUCCAAAUCCACACUCGUCUAGAUUGAACAAUGAUCAUGUGCAUGAUCAGGUUGACAAGGAAAACAAAGCUGAGACUGCUACGAGUUGUCGACUUUUUGGCAUUGACCUUAUUGAUCAUUCCCGGAACUCGUCUGCUGUAGAGAAGGCGGCUGCACAGGCGGUAAACAUUCACAGUUUCACCUCUGAAGGCUGUGUGAGCAGAGUUUCCAAAACCGAGGCAGGUCAAAAGUUUGAUGCCUCGAAGACUGGUAAGGAGAAGAAACAAGAGCAGCAGCAAGUAUUGCCAAAAGAGACUCAGAGCAAGCAAAUAUGUAGCAGAAGUCGCACCAAGGUUCAAAUGCAGGGUGUCGCAGUAGGUCGUGCCGUGGAUCUGACUAUGUUGGAUGGCUAUGAGCAUCUUAUUGUUGAAUUGGAGGAGUUGUUCGACAUAAAAGGGCAGCUUCAAGACAGGAAUAAGUGGGAAAUUGUCUUCACUGAUGAUGAGGGAGAUAUGAUGCUGGUGGGAGACGAUCCAUGGCCUGAAUUCUGCCACAUGGUUAGGAGAAUUUUUAUCUGUUCCAGUCAAGAUGUGAAGAAGAUGAGCACAGGAAGCAAACUACCAAUCUCUUCAAUCGAAGAAGGCACUGUAAUAAGUUCAGAAACUGCUGAAACAUGAGAAAGGAAAACAAAAAAAAAAACUGACUUUCCUUUUCCUGUCUUCUUUUCCAAUCUGUGGAUCCUUUGUUGCAAUUAUUGGUUCUUUGUGGGGGCUGGGUGGCAAAGAAGUUGGCCUAUUUUGGGCUAGGCCAAAGUUUCAUGUUAUUAUUUAGAUAUGAAACACUAGGUAACUGUAACUCCACUUUGUAGAGACUGCAGGUUAUUUAAUUGUCCUAGAGAAGAGACCCCAGAAAAAAGUAGAUUUAUUACCAUAAUAAAAUUAGUGGGGGAGAUGGAAAAAAUUUAUUAGGUGUGGUAGCAUAUGUGAAUAUGAAGUUUAAGUGGGAAAACAAAUGUUGGGGAGGGUUGAUGUUUAAUAAAAACAAUUGCCUUCUUUUGUUAAAAGGGGCUAAUAUUAUUUGUGCUGAACUCUGCAUUAUAAUGCAUAGUGUGGUAGAUUCCCUAUUCUGAACUAAAA